Molecule: messenger RNA, 1275 nt
Organism: Cherax quadricarinatus
Lineage: Eukaryota; Metazoa; Arthropoda; Malacostraca; Decapoda; Parastacidae
Source: RefSeq, a predicted model, not a curated record
AUGUUAAAAAAUAAAUUCAAAUCUUCGAGCAGUAUUAUGUAUGAACAAGUUGAUACAAGCUAUGAAGGAGCUAUGGGUCAAGGAAUCUACUUAGAAGCUCAUGGAGGCAGCUGUUACUGUGCUAUUGCAACUCUACAUUUGAUGGGGAAGCUUGACUCUGCAUUAUCCAAUAUUCAGAAACAUAGACUUGUACGGUGGUUAGUGAAUCGGCAGGUUGGUGAUGGUUUACAAGGCCGACCAAAUAAACCUCCUGAUGCUUGCUACACAUUCUGGAUUGGGGCAUCACUGAAGUUACUGGGCAGCCUCAGUUUCUUGAAUCUGGAAGCACUUCGGCAGUUUGUUUUGUCAACGCAGGAUCCCAUCACUGGAGGAUUAGCCAAAUAUCCUGACUCCCACCCUGAUGGUUUACAUACUUAUCUAGGAAUUAGUGGGCUCUCCCUCCUGGGACAAGACAACUUGAAACCAGUAGACCCAGCCUUGAACAUCAGCCAGCGUGCUCUUAAACAUCUCCAGAUGAUGCACAAAUCUACUACUUUCAACACCCAUUCUGAAAAAUGCUGAUGAGAACAAUUAUUUAUAACAAAAUCCUCAUAUGGUAACUUUGUUUUUUUGUUUCACUUCUACUACAUGAGGUAAAUUAUAUAAUAUAAUAAAUAUAUAUACAAAUAUAUAAAUAAAUAAAUAAAUAUAAAUAAAUAAAUAAAUAAAUAAAUAUAUAUAUAUAUAUAUAUAUAUAUAUAUAUAUAUAUAUAUAUAUAUAUAUAUAUAAUAUGUAUAUAUUAUUAUAUAUAUUUGUUUUAAACACAUCAUCUGUUUCCCACCGAGGCAGGGUGACCCAAAAAGAAAGAAAACACCCCCCAGAGAAGAAAUAACUCUUCAUUAUUCAACAAUUCCACCAUCACUCAUACAUAAUCACCAUUUAUGCAGAAGUAAUUUUUAUUGUCUUCUCAGAUCCUUACAGGUUCAGUGCUUAAAUUAAUUGUAUUAUAUCAUUGUCCUUUCAGUAUUUUUAUCUUGGUUUACAAUUGUUAUUACUUAUUUAUAGAAUAGCAGAGCUGUACUUCCAGUAUUGUGUCCUCAGUAUAAGUUUCCAAUGGUGGUAGUGGUGAUUUCACAUACUACGUACCUCUUACAUCACUUUACUAGUCUAGUACUUAUUUUGUAAAGAAAUGUCUUCUUUAUGGUUUUUUUUUAUUCAGUACAGUUAUGUUUUCCCUAGCUCUUGUUGAUGGUGAACAAAUUUCCUUUUCUAAUAUAUUUAUAUCCUUUUUAUAA